Lolium perenne is the source of this 1659-nucleotide messenger RNA. RefSeq lists its product as uncharacterized. NCBI's taxonomy places the organism in Eukaryota, Viridiplantae, Streptophyta, Magnoliopsida, Poales, Poaceae. Gene Ontology annotation, molecular function: protein binding. The record is from RefSeq and is a predicted model, not a curated record.
UUCGGCGCUACAAAUCGAAAGAAAUCCCCGUAUAAACUAGAGAUCGGAGCCCAGAUCCAAUCCAUCGCCUGCGAAAUGAAACCAUGGGGGAGAAGCCAGAGAGACAGCGUCAAGAAGUCCAAGACCCGACCGGCGCCGCCGGUGGCCGCCCUCCCUGACCACCUCCUCGAACAAAUACUCCGCCGCCUCCCCGACAUGGCGUCACUCCUCAGCGCAGCCCUCGUCUGCAAGACCUGGGGCCGCCUGGCCUCCGACCCCGACGUCUUCCGCCGCUACCUUUCCCUCCGCAGCCCCCCACUCGUCGGCUUCAUCCUCACCGACCGCGCCGACAAGCCCACUCCCUUCUACGCCCCUGAUGUCCGCUUCGUCACGGCCUCACCGCCUCACCCCAAGCUGGCCGCCGCCGCGUCGGACGGCGAUUUCCACUUCGUACGCCGCCCCGCGAUCGACGACGGCAACCCACGCUACUGCAACGAGUGGCGCCUCCGAGGCUGCGACGGCGGCCUCCUCCUCCUCGCCAGGGGCCGCUAUGCGGAGGAGCUCGCCGUCUACGAUCCUCUCACGCGGAAAAUCAUAUACUUCACAAAACCUGACUUGCCGCACCGCUGGCACAACGCCCGCUAUGCCAUCAUCGCCGACGAGGCCGACGCCUCGUUCCGGGUCAUCGCCAUACAGCACGGCGAGGAGAUAACCGCCGACGUCUUCUCAUCCCAAACCGAGGAAUGGGCAACGAUUACUUGGACCACGAUUUGGUACGUAUUUUACUGCCCCUGCAAGGACGGUAUUGCCGCCGGCCAGUUCGUGUACUGGCGCGCGAACGCCAAACACGAGAAUAAAGAGGACAUACUGGUGCUCGACAUGAAAACCAUGGUGUGGUCGGUUAUCACCGCACCGUUCCCACCUGGCGAGUCAUACUGCAUCGCGGACAUGCCGGAGCACGGCGGGCUGUGCAUCGUGUCCAGCGAGGACCAAUGGGUGACGCUCUGGGUCCGUGAUAACAAUGGUGGAUGGGAAGUCAAGAAGGAGAUCUCUUUGCUGAAUCAGUUUGGGUACUUGAAGAAGCUUCGCCGUGACGAGUGGAUGAAAAGGGUGCGCAUCCUGGCGAUGAAGGCUGGCUAUGUCUACAUGGAGUUUUGGUCCAUAAGGAGGUCUAAUUCCUAUCUUCUUGUGCUCAAUAUUGAUACCAUCAAGCUGCAAAUUAUUCGCAACAAUGCGGAUAAGCCUUACAGAGGCGCCGCUUUUCCAUUCUUCAUGCGUUUGGCCCCAGAAGAUGACUUGAAGCUUCAAGAUGCUUGAUAACACGUAUGGUAGGUCAAGUUUCUUCUUCUACCUUUGAUGAGUCACUGUUUGAGUGGGAAAUCGAGGGCAUUAUCCACGCAUCCUUUUGAAAUUGAACUGCAGCUGCUGAUUGGUACCGUGUUUUCAUCUCGCAAGUAUGAAUUCAGACAUGCAGCCACAUGACUGUAUGUGGUCUGGUUUUGCAGAAUUUGCUUCCAUGUAAUCUGAAUUUAGUCCCUUUGUUUAGUUAUGAGACCUUUUUCUGAUGUUAGCUACAUGGAACUCCAACUGAGAUGGUUUAAUUCAGUCUCAAUCGUGCUUGUUAUGUAAACCAGUGUGUGAAAUCAUAAUUCAUAAGGGAAGUUGAGCUCUGUAUCUUUA